GGCGUCCACCUAGCACCUGUUAAUAGUAAUACUAAAUACGACAUUAAUUGGUUAUUAGUUUAUUACUUAUUAUAUAGCUAUUAUAUAGAAUGUAUGUAAUAUAUCUAUUAUCAAAUGUCUUAUCACGUUGGUUAAAUAAUACAAUUUAAAUUGUUUAAAAAGUAUAUUGUAAUAAAUAAUAUGCAUGAUGACUUGUAUUGAAAAAUUAAAAUAUCGCUGAAAAACUGAGGUUUUAUCUUAAUCAUGACUAAUCUCCAUACGACCACAGCGUUGACGGAGUUCGCUCCGUUAAGUCCCGAACAAGAACAAUCAUCUGUUGGUUCAUUCUUUGCUAAAGUAUUUAACUUUAAGACAAGUCCAACAGAUGCCAAUGAUACAAAUGCUGAAAUGGUUGUUAGUAAUAAUCAGACAGAAAAGGAUACUUCACAAGCUCUUGUGGCCAUAGAUGCAAGAAAUUUACCAAAUAUUCUUAAAAGAGUUGGAAAUUUAUUACCGAUUCGAUCAGGAGACUAUCCAUCCUAUAGAAAUACUGACCUAAAACAGUAUUGGAUGCCUGACUCUGUGAGUAAAGAGUGUUAUGACUGUUGUGAAAAAUUUACAACUUUUCGGAGGCGUCACCAUUGUAGAGUAUGUGGUCAAAUAUUUUGUUCAAAAUGUUGUUACCAAGAAAUACCUGGAAAAAUUAUGGGGUGUUCUGGGGACCUCAGAGUUUGUACAUACUGUUGCAAAAUAGUAUUAUCUUACUUACAGUCUGUUGCUAAAGAUGUAGUUUUAUCCCCAGACUUAAUAUCACUUAGAAAUGAAUUACAAGUGAAAUUGGCCAAUAAUGAAGUUUUAACAAACUGUAAUGUACCCACAAACACAAAGUACUUUGAAAACAUAGUUGAAACAACAAAUUCUCCCAGUAGAAAGAUUUCUGUUGGCUAUCAAGAAGAAAAUUUUGCAUUAUCCCGAUCAAACAUGUUAGGUAAUUUAUCUCCUAUAGAAACUCCUGAGGAUCCAAAUGUAUCUCAUAAUCUAAAUAACUUGUUUGAAGAAUUGACACAAAUUAAUGGUGGAUUAAGUUUAAAAACACACCGAUACCAUUUAAGAAGUUACCAUUCUUGUUUUCUCGGAAACAAUUUAAUUGAGUGGCUAUUAAACCAUGGGAAAGUUACUAGCAGAAUGCAUGGUACAGCAAUAGGGCAAGUGCUUUUGGAUGCUGGAUACAUAGAAGAUGUUAUGGAGAAUGAAGGAGACUUUUUAGAUGGGAAUUGUUUGUAUAGAUUUUGUUCAGUGGUACCGAAUCAGUCGCAUAAGAAUCAGAAAAGUAAAAAUACAAAAUCUAAAAUUUAUGAAAAGCAAGGUUCAAAUGUUUCUAAUGGAAGUUUCAAAUUAGAUUUAGAUCUUCAUAAUAACACUGUUCAAAUUUCAAAACCUAGUUCACAAAAACUAAAACAAAAUUCUGUUGUAGAACCAAGACCUAUAGAUACAUUAAUAAUAAAGUUGUUGGAUAUUAUUGCAAUGACUUACCAGCGUAAUAAUUUUGGUGCUAUGAAAAAUUGGAGUUCCCCUAAAAAAUUGGUAGAAGAUUAUAAAGAAGCAUAUACUUUUAAUUACUUAACAAAUAUUUUUGAAGAUCAUAAAUUGAACUUUGUCACACAAAUGUUGAAAAAGAAUGGCCUCUCCGUUAAUUGGGUUGACACCUUGAUUGCUCUUUCUGACUUAGUUAUUGGUGAACUCUCUCCAGAUUUAUCUACAGAUACAGAAAAUAUGAGUAUUUGCGAUUAUUUACAAAUAAAAAAAUUAGAAGGAGGUGAACGGAAUGAUAGCUGUAUUGUUAGUGGUAUCGUAUGUUCAAAAAAUAUUGCCAAUAAAGCUAUGGCGUCGAGAAUAUCUGGACCUAAAAUUUUACUACUUCAAUGUUCAAUAAUUUACCAACGUGUUGAAGGAAAAUUGUUAUCAUUAGAACCUGUUAUUAUGCAGGAGCAUGAUUACUUCAGAAAUAUUGUGAGCCGUAUUGUGUCAAUGAAACCUGAUCUUGUAUUAGUGCAAAAAAGUGUAUCUAGAAUUGCACAAGAACUUUUUAAUCAAAUGGGAGUUACAUUAGUAUUAAAUGUUAAAACAUCUGUUCUGGAACGUAUUGCUCGAUGCACUGGUGCAGAAAUAUUAACUUCGGUUGAUGCACAUAUGGGAAAACCAGUUUUAGGAACAUGUCAACAAUUUUAUGUAGAAAAUUUUGGUAACAAAGCCUUAAUGUUUUUUGAAGGAUGCCCAGUACCUGAACGAGGGUGUUCAGUUUUGCUUAGAGGCAGUUCUAAUAAACAGUUAAAGAUAUUAAAGCGUAUACUUAGACAACUAAUAUUAAUGAUAUAUAAUUGGAAAUUAGAAAAAUCCUAUAUAAUGGAUCAAUUUGCAUCACCACCAGUGAAAAAUAAGCAACUGCACGAUGACUCUUUCACUGAUUCAUCAAUUUUGUCAAAUGAAAAUAAUAAUGCUGUAAAUGAAAAUAUUAAUAAUCAAUCAAAAUUAUCUGAAGUGAACAAUUCACAACCUUUAUCAACCAAUACGGAACAAGACAAUAAAUAUCAAUACUUUUUAAAUUUGACGUUACUCUCGUUAUCACCAAUAGUUAAUUUUUCAGUUCCAUACUUAGAAUCAGAUAUUGGAAAACGUUGUAAAUUGCGAAAAUAUUUUUCAAAACAUAUUUAUGUAUCACAAAUUCUAAAUAAUAUGAAAUCAUCAAUAGACUCCAAUCAAGAAAAUGGACAGUUGGAAUUGGAAAUAAAUCUAAAACCAAAACAUGCAUUUAUAAUAUCUAAACUAACUGAAGAUAUAAAUAGUGAUGAAGUUCAAACUAUGUUGGCUUUAUUUCGAGCUCAAGGUGGAAGAAUAUUACACAAUCAAUCAGAAAAAUCAUCUGUAAAAUCUAAAAAAAAUAAUUACUCCAAAAAAGAAAAACUUGUUGACAUAUUUGAUCCUAUCAAUCAUCAAAGAUUGCCUGUGAUGUUUUAUAGUUUUUGUCCAGAAUCAAAUAAUGCACCUUCAUUUUGUGUCGAACCUAGGUUAGUAUUUAUGGAGUUCUAUGGAGUUAAUGAAAUAUGCUUAGGUAGAUUUUUAGAAAGAUAUUGUUUUCGUGAAACAUAUGAAUGCCCAUCUGAUUCGUGUGACAGCCCAAUGAAUAGACAUGAACGUCGUUUCAUACAUGAUAAAAGUUGUUUUAGACUUUUGUUAUCUAAUAUUAGUGGUCGUUUAAUUGAUCCUCCAUACAAUGAGAAUUUAAUUUAUUCUUGGUCUUAUUGUAAGAAAUGUUCCUUAAUAACACCUGUAGUACCAUUGUCAGAUGAUACUUGGUCAUUUUCUUUUGCAAAAUACCUGGAACUAAAAUUUCAUUCUCAGCAGUGUGUUUGUCGUGCAUUACCUAAUUGCAACCACUUUUUAAAUCAAGAUUAUAUUCAAUUUUUUGUCUACAACAAAACAAUAGCAUCAUUUGAAUACAUGAAUAUUAAAAUGUGGGAAAUAAGAUUACCUAGUUUAAAACUAAAAAUAGUCCCUAUAAAAGUUAGCCAAUACCGUCCUGAUAUAUUGGAAGAAGUGAAACAGUGGGCUUUAAUGGGACACGAAAUAUUUAAUGCCGUUAUGAACAAAAUAUGUUCUUUAGCUUUGGAAGCAAAUGUAAAUUUUUUACCAUUGAAACAACAAUUACAAAAGGAUCAAGGAUUGUUCAAACAGAGAGUGGAUGAUAUACAACUUCGAAUUACUUCUCCAACGCUAACUGAUAAGGAUACCAAUUAUGGGACAAUAUUAAACACAAUAUGGAAAUUGGAUGAUACAAUGACUUUGUUGAGGAGGGCAGUAAGUGAAGCCACAAUCAACUGGAAUUCUAAGUUAAUAAAAAUAGAAGCAGCUAUUAAAAAAGAAGAUAAAUCUCAAAGGAAAAGUGAAACCAAAUCAAAUAAUUUGUCUGAAGUCUUAGAAGAAAUCAUGAAUUUUGAAUGUGACUCAAGUCGUUAUGUUGUUGAAGAACAUAACAUUACAAGUCAUCCGAGCCAACAUUCAUUAGUAUCUGAAUCGGAAAUAGCUGCUGAACAUGAUUUUGAAAAUCUAAACGAUUCCGACAUAUUGUGCUCGAGUGAAAAAUGUUAUUUAUCUGUACCACAAGCACAGAGUGAUAUUACAACAGACAGUGACAGUGAUGCUGUUGAUGAUUUUGACAGUAAUGUACCUAAUGAACCUAAGUCUCAAUUAUCUAUGUCUCAAACCGAUAAAAAAAGUGUUAAAACAAUUUUAUCACAAUUUUUACCAUCAUCUACACCACCUGCAAUCAUUCCUAAUCCAAUUGAAACUACAGAACACCAUGUUUUGAACAUACACUGCCGAACUCCUAUAUCAAUUUAUGAAAAAGAACCCAGUUCCAUUAUUGCGUUCACAUUGAGCACAUCUUUUUAUCAAAACAACAUAUCAAAUACAGAAUUAAUGUCAACCGUUGAACAUGUUGAACAAGAUAACGAUCAAAAAGAGACAGAUGAAAAAUCGAAACAACACAUUGAGAUAACCUUCUCAGAUUCUACAACCAAUUUCAAUGUGAAAGUUUAUUUUGCUAAACAAUUUGCAAAAUUAAGAGAAACUUUUUUUGUAUCGGGAGAAGAAAUGUACAUACGUUCUUUAGCAAGAUGUAUUUCAUGGUCGGCUAGAGGUGGGAAAUCAGGGUCAAACUUUUGUAAGACAAAAGAUGACAGGUUUGUAUUGAAGGAAAUGUCUCGUUUGGAGAUAUUACCAUUUUUAGAAUUUGCACCUCAAUAUUUUGCAUAUAUACACUCACGUCAGACAAAUAGACGACCCACUCUUUUAUGUAAGAUUGUUGGAGUUUAUAAAGUAAGGUAUCGCAACACUGUCAAAGGGUCAUCAUUCAAUUCAAACUUAUUAGUAAUGGAGAAUCUUUUUUACAAUAAAAAUAUUUCUCAUAUAUUUGAUCUAAAAGGAUCCGUUAGAAAUAGAUUAGUGGAUCCAAAUUCACAAGAUGGAGAGAUUGUAUUGUUGGAUGAAAAUCUUAUUAAAAUGUCAUGUGAAUCACCAUUAUAUGUUCACCCUCAUUCUAAAAUAAUUUUAAAUCAAGCAAUCAAUGACGAUGCAGAGUUUCUCACCUCACAACUUGUCAUGGACUACUCCCUAUUAGUUGGCUUGGAUGAAGAUUCUGGUGAAUUAGUAUUAGGAAUCAUUGAUUACAUUCGUACUUUUACAUGGGACAAGAAAAUAGAAACAAUGGUAAAGAAAUCAGGACUCCUUGGUGGUCAAGGUAAAUUACCUACAAUAAUUUCUCCAGAAGAAUACAAGAAUCGAUUUAUUGCUGCAAUGAAUUUGUACUUUUUAUCAGUACCUAAUAGAUGGACUGGCAUGGCCAAAGGUUUUGAACAUCGGUUCUAAUAAUAAUUUAUAUUUUUUUCUGUGAUAUUAUUAUGUUUUAAAAUUAGUUUUAAAUUUUAUAAAGAGUUUUAUUUCUCAUACGUUAUACAAGAAACAAUAUUAUUGUUAUUAUUAAUUCACUAUAAAAAUUGAUAAAGAUUGCCUAUAUAAUAAUACGAUAAUUAUUAACUAAUAGCUUUCAAAAUUGUUGUGAGUCUUCAUUUUUAAUAUGCACAGUGUACCCCACAACUAAGAGUCUCUGAGUCUAAUGCUCGCCUAUGACUAUAUGCUA
Messenger RNA from Myzus persicae (green peach aphid), 5674 nucleotides. RefSeq names its product putative 1-phosphatidylinositol 3-phosphate 5-kinase (gene fab1). Gene Ontology annotation, molecular function: 1-phosphatidylinositol-3-phosphate 5-kinase activity; ATP binding; metal ion binding. The record is from RefSeq and is a predicted model, not a curated record. NCBI's taxonomy places the organism in Eukaryota, Metazoa, Arthropoda, Insecta, Hemiptera, Aphididae. Bases 244 to 5403 code for a protein of 1719 amino acids. The transcript is spliced from 26 exons. Gene Ontology annotation, biological process: phosphatidylinositol metabolic process; intracellular signal transduction.